Molecule: messenger RNA, 390 nt
Organism: Penicillium egyptiacum
Lineage: Eukaryota; Fungi; Ascomycota; Eurotiomycetes; Eurotiales; Aspergillaceae
Source: the annotation of a GenBank genome assembly
AUGGCUGCAGUUCGUUCCUUUACCAAGGAGGAAAUCUCCAAGCAUAGCAGUCCACACAACCUAUACUUGGUCAUCCAUGGUAAAGUCUACGACUGUACUAAAUUCGUCAACAAGCAUCCAGGCGGCGAGGAGGUUAUUUUAGAGGUGGCGGGUCAAGAUGCUACUGAGCCUUAUGACGAAGUCGGCCAUAGCGAGGAUGCGGACCGACUGCUUCGCAGUUAUUACAUUGGAGACUUGCAAGAACAAGUGAGUAUUCCCAACCCAAUCGCAACUCCAACCCUUCUAUCUGUUGCCAACAUUAUACUCGAUGUUAGAACACCCAGCCAAAGGCAUCGAAAUCCGCCCCACGGGUUGGCGCCUUUCUAUCAAACCCUGGUGUUAUUGUGUUAG